GUUGGCUGGCUGAUUGAGGUGUUUAUUUUACACAAUUUUUCCCAAAGACCAAGUUCCCUUGUUUUCCCGAUUUUCCUUCGAUAUUUUCUCCAAUGGUUUUCUAAACUGUGAGUUUUCUACAAACUAUGAAAUUAUUAUUUCUUUCCUGAAAUUCCUGAUCUGACAACCUUGCGUUAAUUAUUCCAAGUAAUUCCAACCGACAGUAGUAUCAUGGUUCUAUCAGAUAAGAUUACACUUUAAAAUAUUAAUAUCGUACUCUUAAAUAGUUCCUGAAUUUAUUAUUAUGAAGGAUGCCCCACGAACAGAGUUAUAUUCAAAAUAUGUCACAAUAUUCAUUGUGGUAUCUUGUUAUUGGAUUGUGUCAAUAACGACAGUAUUUGUAAAUAAGACACUGCUCAGCAGCAAGUCGGUAGCUUUGGAGGCACCCUUGUUCAUCACAUGGUUCCAAUGCAUAGUGUCAUUUAGCAUAUGUUUUAUACUGAGCAAGACCAAAGGAAUCCCUGGGGUGUUUGAUUUUCCAAAAGGCUCACCAUGGAGUAUAGAUGUUUUCAAAAAGGUUGUCCCACUGUCAGUAAUGUUUACAUUGAUGAUAGCAACCAAUAAUCUAUGCCUUAAGUAUGUUGGUGUCUCUUUCUACUACAUCGGGAGAUCACUCACUACGGUUUUCAAUGUGAUCUUCAGCUGGCUGUUGCUGGGUCAAGCCACUUCCAUUAGAUGUAUGACAUGCUGCGCAUUUAUCGUUUUUGGAUUUUAUCUUGGGGUGGACCAAGAAUCUUUGUUAGGAUCAUUUUCAUUAAUUGGCACAAUAUAUGGUGUCGUUGGUUCUCUUAUGCUAUCUCUCUACUCUAUCUUCACAAAGAGGGUACUCCCUCAUGUCAACCAAGAGGUGUGGCUACUGUCAUACUACAAUAAUGCAUAUUCCAUAAUCAUAUUCCUGCCUUUGAUGGCAUUGAAUGGAGAAUUUUUGGAAUUGGUGUGCUACUCACACUUUAACAGUCUAGUUUUUUGGUGGCAAAUGCUUAUAGGUGGUAUUUGUGGGUUUGCCAUUGGAUAUGUCACAUCAUUGCAGAUUAAGGUUACAUCUCCACUGACCCACAAUAUAUCAGGCACAGCCAAAGCAUGCGCUCAAACUGUGAUGGCUACACAAUGGUACAAUGAAACCAAGAAUUAUUUAUGGUGGACUUCCAACAUAAUAAUAUUAGGCAGCAGUGCACUAUAUGCUAGGUUCAAACAGCAAGAAAUGGAGGUCCAAGCUAGAAAACCACAAGAAGAAAAACGUAGUAUAGUAUGAUAGUUGUGGCAAUAAUUUGUAUUUAUAAGACUAGACUGAUUAACUGAAUGACAAAAGAAUUACCUAACAAUUUUGUAACUGUGCCUUUAUUUAUAGUACAGUCGAUACCACAUAAACCUACCCAAAUUAAUUGCUUAGCACAAGGUCACUUGACAUGCAGCUGACAUAAAUGUAAUAGACAUAAUUGUAAAUAAUUUAAAUAAAUUCUACUAAUUCUUAAACUGAAACUUGUGCUCUUAACUUUUUUGAUAGAAAUGAAGCUAUUGCUUUGUAUUUAGAAAUAGAAUACACAUUAUUAUGUUCUUCUGGAUCAUUCAUAUGAUCAUACAAUUCUAUUCCAUAUGUUAUAUUCCAGUUCCUUGUAAAUAAUGUACUAUUAAAAGAUAUCCAUUCUGUGUA
This is a messenger RNA of Plodia interpunctella (Indianmeal moth), 1690 nucleotides long. It is a transcript of the gene nac, whose product is annotated as neuronally altered carbohydrate. The record is from RefSeq and is a predicted model, not a curated record. Gene Ontology annotation, biological process: protein O-linked glycosylation via fucose; GDP-fucose import into Golgi lumen. Gene Ontology annotation, molecular function: GDP-fucose transmembrane transporter activity; antiporter activity. Gene Ontology annotation, cellular component: Golgi apparatus. NCBI's taxonomy places the organism in Eukaryota, Metazoa, Arthropoda, Insecta, Lepidoptera, Pyralidae. Bases 284 to 1291 code for a protein of 335 amino acids. The transcript has 5 exons.